Symphalangus syndactylus (siamang) is the source of this 4694-nucleotide messenger RNA. RefSeq names its product coiled-coil domain containing 30 (gene CCDC30). Lineage: Eukaryota; Metazoa; Chordata; Mammalia; Primates; Hylobatidae. The record is from RefSeq and is a predicted model, not a curated record.
AUGAGAGUACAUUUGCUCUUUGUUUUAUUACUAAUAGAAGUUUUAUUUCAGUAUCAUAAUGAAGACCUGGAAAAAGACAAAACAUCACAAAACUGCCUAGGAAGAGGAAUGGAACGAGUAGCAAAGAAGUUAGGGGUGGCUCAUGAAGAGAUUCAAAGGCUCACUGAUGAACUACAAGUGAAGGAGAAAGAACAGUGUAAAUUAGAUUCUGCACUUAAGAAGGCUCAACUAGAAAUUGACAAAUUGAAGGAAAAUUUGGUAAAGCUGAAAGAAAAUGAUGUAGCUGACCUACAGAAAGCAAAGGAACAUAAUCAGAGAUUGGAUGAGGAAAUUCUGGCUUUAAGAAAUAGGGUUCGAUCCCUUGACUCAGAAAAAAAGGUGCUUGGUGAAAUGGUCGAAAGACUUAAAGGAGAGGUGUGUGAAUCUCAAGAGAAUAAGCAACUUGGAAACCACUCCCCUGGAAAAACUGUGGGUGGUGAACAGACAGAACAGCAUCCAUCAUCUGGAGAAAAACUAAAAUACAACCAGCAAAGGGAAGUACAACAACUUCACCAGAAUUUGCACCGGCUCCAGAUUCUAUGCAACUCAGCUGAAAAUGAGCUUCGAUAUGAACGAGGGCAGAACUUGGACUUAAAGCAACAUAAUAGCUUACUUCAGGAAGAGAACAUUAAGAUAAAAAUUGAACUAAAGCAUGCCCAACAGAAGUUAUUAGACAGUACAAAGAUGUGCUCUUCACUCACGGCAGAGUGCAAGCAGUGUCAGCAGAAAAUCAAGGAACUGGAGUUGGAAGUACUUAAACAGACUCAGAGCAUUAAAUCACAGAACAACCUACAGGAAAAGCUGGCUCAGGAGAAAUCUAAAGUUGCUGAUGCAGAGGAAAAGAUUUUGGACCUGCAGCGGAAAUUAGAACAUGCUCAUAAAGUCUGUCUCACAGACACUUGUAUUUCAGAGAAGCAGCAGCUAGAGGAAAAGAUAAAAGAAGCAACAGAAAAUGAAGCUAAAGUAAAGCAACAAUAUCAAGAAGAACAACAGAAGAGGAAACUUCUAUAUCAGAACGUAGAUGAGUUACACAGGCAAGUGAGAACCUUACAAGAUAAAGAAAAUCUACUGGAAAUGACCUGUUCUCAGCAACAAUCCAGAAUUCAGCAACAAGAGGCCCUACUUAAACAACUGGAAAAUGAAAACAGAAAAUAUGAUGAGCAUGUCAAAAGCAACCAGGAAUUGUCAGAGAAGCUAUCUAAGCUACAGCAAGAGAAGGAAGCUCUACGUGAAGAAUAUUUGCGAUUAUUGAAGCUGCUUAAUGUCCAUGUGAGAAACUAUAAUGAGAAACAUCACCAACAAAAAAUCAAGCUUCAAAAAGUCAAGUAUCGUUUAACUAAUGAAGUAGAACUACGAGAUAAGAGAAUUAACCAAUUUGAAGAUGAAAUUGGAAUCUUGCAGCAUAAAGUAGAAAAGGAGAAGGCAAUACAGGACCAGAUCACUGCCCAAAAUGAUACCCUGCUUCUAGAAAAAAGGAAACUUCAGGAGCAAGUCAUAGAGCAAGAACAGUUGAUCCACAGCAACAAAUGGACAAUAUCUUCCAUCCAGAGCAGGGUACUUUACAUGGAUAAAGAAAAUAAGCAAUUACAGGAACAUAGUCUUCGUCUCACACAGCAGAUUGGCUUCUUAGAGCGAAUUAUAAGGAGCAUCCAUAUUCGCAGAGGAGAGAAUCUUAAGGAGUUUCCUGUUCCAAAAUGGUGGCAUAGAGGCAAGCUGGCUUCUCUCCCUCCAACAAAGAAACAGAAAGAAACAUACAGCACUGAGGUCUUCACCAGCAACAAUGGAGAACUCCAGCAUGAGGAUGAGUCAGUUCCUGAGGCCACAGAGAAGUGGAAACACUCCGAGCAGAUGGAAACAACAAUUAGUGACGUACUUGAAUCCGAAGUAGUGAAUGAAAUAUUGCCUUUAUCAAACUCCAGUUUUUCAGGAAAAGGUUUGGUAGAGUCAUUUGUAAGUCUUCAAGAGACUGAAGAGAUCAAGUCAAAAGAAGCAAUGGCAGGUUCAAAGUCCCCUGAAAAGUCCCCUGAGAAUCUUGUGUGUUCACAGAAUUCUGAGGCUGGAUACAUAAAUGUGGCUUCUCUGAAGGAGACACAUGGUAUACAAGAACAAGACCAAAAGUCAGAACUAUAAAAUCACUGGUGCCUAAAGCUAUACCGAACAAAACUGCUAACUUAAAGCCUGGACAAAAGGUGGACCAUGACACUGAGAAGAGUUACCACAGAUCCCAAAUGGAUAUCAGCCAAGAGUCUUCAAAACUGCUGAUAAAUUCAUUAAAGCAGUUGCAAAAAUGGAUUUCUCAAGUUUGUUUGAUAUCCUCAGAUGCCUUGUAUUGACCAAAAUAUUGACUUUAGUUCAAUGAUUUAUUUAGGUUUCUCUUCAGCAGAGCACAUGUAUGGUUAACUCAACAUUCUUUCCCAUUAUCCUGGGUAUCUUUUCUGAUUUAUUUUUUAAGAGUAAGAAUAAUACAGUCACAUUAAAGCAAAUUUUGUUUUUUAAAAAACCCUCCUACGCUGGGUGUGGUCCCAGCACUUUGGGAGGCCGAGGUGGGUGGAUCAUGAGGUCAGGAGAUUGAGACCAUCCUGGCUAACACGGUGAAACCCUGUCUCUAUUAAAAAUACAAAAAAAUUAGCCGGGCAUGGUGGCGGGUGCCUGUAGUCCCAGCUACUCGGAAGGCUGAGGCAGGAGAAUGGCGUGAACCCGAGAUAGCGCCACUGCACUCCAGCCUGGGUGACAGAGUGAGACUCCGUCUGAAAAAAAGCAAAAAACAAAAACAAAAACCCUCCUAUAAUACCACAACCUUUUUUUUUUUUUUUUGAGACGGAGUCUCUUACUCUGUCACCCAGGCUGAAGUGCAGUGGCAUGAUCUCCGCUCACUGCAACCUCUGCCUCCCAGGUUCAACCAAUUCUCCUGCCUCAGCCUCCCGAGUAGCUGGGAUUAUAGGCACCCGCCACCACGCCCAGCUAAUUUUUGUAUUUUUAGUAGGGACAAGGUUUCACCAUGUUGGCCAUGCUGGUCUCGAACUCCUGACCUCAGGUGAUCCACCUACCUCAGCCUUCCAAAGUGCUGGGAUUACACCAAUACCACAGUCUUGACACAACUAUUUUUAUUUUACAAUUAUUCCCUUUUGGUCCUAAUUCAAGUACAUAUAUUCUAAAUGGUUAUUAUAAUAUUGUAUAUUCAUUUUCACAGUUCAAUUUUUAAUUUACUGUAUAUACCAUGGAAACAUUUUCAAUCGCUAUAUGAUAUUCAAUCAUGUUGAUGUUCUAUAAUUAUUUUUAUGGGAAAAGUUUUAAAUGUUUAAUGACGAAGAUUUAGGGCAAUACAUUAUUUAAAAGUGGAUAGGAGGUCGGGCACGGUAGCUCACACCUGUGAUCUCAGCACUUUGGGAGGCUGAGGUGGGCAGAUCACCUGAGGUCAGGAGUUCGAGACCAGCUUGGCCAACUUGGGGAAACCCCGUCUCUAACAAAAAUACAAAAACAAUUAGCCAGGUGUGGUGGUGCGUGCGCCUGUAGUCCCAGCUACUGGGGAGGCUGAGGCAGGAGAAUCGCUUGAACCCGACAGGCAGAGGUUGCAGUGAGCCAAGACUGCACCACUGCACUCCAGCCUGGGUGACAGAGCAAGACUCCAUCUCGAAAAAAUAAAUUAAAAUAAAUAAAAUAAAAUAAAAUAAAUAAAAUAAAAUAAAUAAAAUAAUAAAAUAAAUAAAAUAAACUAAAAUAAAGGAUAGGAAAAUACCAAGAGCUUUUCCUGGGGGAGGGGGUAUGAGAAGAGAGUUCACAUAAACCCCAUUACAUAGAAACUACCCCUAAAUAUUUCCAAACAGGAGGAGUACAAAGGAGGUGAACAGUCUCCAGCUCAUCUUUAGUGUAGUGGGACUGCUUCUUCAGAAAAGAUCAGCAACAUUCACAUCCAUUUCAUCUAUCAGGGUGGAACAGUACUGCUCAGUAUCUCUGAGGAUGUGGAUGUUCUAUAAAUUAAACGUUCUCUUGUUUGGCAUUUAAGUUGUUUUUACUUUUGUUUUUUGAGACAGGGUCUCACUCUCUAACCCAGGCUGGAGUGCAGUGGUGUGAUUACUGCUCAUGCAGCCUCAACCUCCCAUGCUUAAGUGAUCCUCUCUCCUCAGCCUCUCCCAAGUACAGGCACGUGCUACCAUGCCUGGCUCAUUUUUGUACUUUUUGUAAAGAUGAGGUCUCACUCUCACUCUGUUGCUCAAACUGGUCUCAAAUUUCUGGGCUCAAGUGAUCCUCCACCUAAGCCUCCUAGGUGAUAGGAUUAUAGGAUGAGCCUCUAUGCCAGGCCUGGUUUUACUUUUUUACUAUUUAAGAUUAUGCUGUGUUGAAGGUCUUUGUGCAUGUAGUUCUUUUCUUCUUUUGAAUUAUUCCAGAAAACAAAUUUGCAAGAUCAGACUGAGUCAAAGGAUAUAAAUGUUAAUAUUGCUCUAGGACAUCACUUCCUUUGCUUUAAAAAAGGGUUCUGCCUGGCCAGUUGUGGUGGCUCACACCUGUAAUCCCAGCAUUUUGGGAGGCCGAGGCAGGUGGAUCACUUGAGGCCAGGAGUUCAAGACCAGCCAGGCCAACAUGGCAAAGCCCUGUCUCUACUAAAAAUACAAAAAUUAGCCGGGUAUGGUGGUGCACACCUGUAGUCCCUGCUAUGU